Messenger RNA from Fusarium keratoplasticum, 756 nucleotides. RefSeq lists its product as uncharacterized. The record is from RefSeq and is a predicted model, not a curated record. The coding region runs from base 1 to 756 and encodes 251 amino acids. NCBI's taxonomy places the organism in Eukaryota, Fungi, Ascomycota, Sordariomycetes, Hypocreales, Nectriaceae. The transcript has 2 exons.
AUGACGAGGCUCAUCUCCAUUAUCCUUUUCCUUUGUUACUUGCAGAAGGGGUUUGCCGCCAAGCAAUGUUAUUAUCCGAAUGGAGAAGAGGCCCCCGACCACCCUUGCGAUGAAGAUGCCGAGGUGAGCACAUGCUGUGGAGGAAGCUUCGGAUCGAUCUGUGCCGACACUGGAGGAACCGACCUGGUGGGCUGUUCGAACGUUACGAAUACCGAUACUUCAUAUUGCUGCGAUCACAAUGCGAACUGCUGCGACAACGGCGUCGGAAGGUUCAAUGUGUAUCCCUCAAAGCCGAAGCCUUGGGCCACAUGGAACCGACAAGCGACAGAAUAUCUAGUUGUUGGCACGAUGUACACUGGCGAUCCCGCAUCUUCCACUGCAGAGGCCACGACGACCGGCGCAUCUUCGUCUGCGAGUACAACAUCGGAAGCGGCCUCAUCAACCACGGGUGAGGCCCAGGCACCCGAGUCGACCGAGGCACCAGCAGCCGGACUCUCGACUGGCGCCCAGGCAGGCAUUGGAGUUGGCGUCGGUGUUGGAGCACUCGUAAUUGCAGCCGUGGUAUACCUUUCCUGGAAGAUGCGCAAGAAUGAAAAGGCCGCCAAAGAGGGCAAUCAUUCAUCACCCGACCACGGUGCGCCGCAGAUGGGCAAUGCCUGGCAGCAGACUCACUACUUGCCCAAGGAACCACAGGAACUUCAUGGACACCAGUUUCAGGGCUAUGGUGUUCGGGCUGAGCUGCCGGCGCAAAAUUGA